ACGUCAUGCGUAGCCGGACGGGAAGACAGACAGCCAGCCAGUGGGUGGGCUGGGUUGUUAUCCUGUUUGUUGCUGCUUAAAUCGCAAACAACGCCGCUACGAUCAUUUAACCCCGAUAUCGAGAGAGACAAAAAUCCCAUAAUGAGUUAGAGGCGUCAUUGUGUACGUGCAAGUGCACUGAAACAUGGGUCCUUGUGUCCUCGUCCUCCUGCUGCUGUCUCUGCAGGGCCUGCAGACAUCCGCCGAGGGCUCUGAUGGGAAGUUGGAGUGUCUUUGCGAGACCCCUCAGUCCCUGCGGGCCACAAAGUGCCAGGGGACUCGGUGCUUCUCCUCCGUGAAGGUCAGCAGCAGUGGGGUGGUGUUCGAGCACGGCUGCCUGGAGGGGCUGGACAAAAUCCGUUUGCAUUGCUCCACGGCUCCAUCUUUCCACCAGGCCAUUUUUUGCUGCUCCCAGGAGAUGUGCAACGGCAACACCACCAGGAGUUCGCUGAUGUCGCUGCUUCCGACAGCCCCGGAAGGCGAGCCCGUUCGGUACCGCGUGGAGACCGUGGCUCUCUUUGUCCUCGGCCCGGUGGUGGUUCUGGCUCUGCUGUCUGCGGUGUCGGUUCUGGCCUGCAGGAGGCUCCACCGCGGCCGCCUGCAGAGGCUGCAGGAGUUUGACACGGAGCAGGGGGCCGUCGACGGCCUCAUCACCUCCAACGUGGGAGACAGCACUUUAGCGGAGCUGUUGGACCAGUCGUGUACAUCAGGCAGUGGUUCCGGACUUCCUUUUCUAGUCCAGAGAACCGUGGCCAGGCAGAUCAGCCUGAUGGAGUUAGUCGGCAAAGGGCGGUAUGGGGAGGUGUGGAGGGGCCAGUGGCAGGGUGAGAAUGUAGCUGUAAAGAUCUUCUCCUCGAGAGAUGAGAAGUCCUGGUUCAGAGAGACCGAGAUCUACAAUACUGUGCUGCUAAGACAUGAGAACAUACUGGGCUUCAUGGCGUCCGACAUGACUUCUCGAAACUCCAGCACCCAGCUGUGGCUCAUCACCCAUUACCACGAGAACGGUUCGCUCUAUGACUACUUGCAACGAGUUGCCGUGGAGACGUCCGAGGGCUUGGCGAUGGCGGCGUCGAUAGCCUGCGGCCUGGUCCACUUGCACACGGAGAUCUUCGGCACGGAGGGGAAACCGGCCAUCGCGCACCGCGACCUGAAGAGCAAAAAUAUCCUGGUGACAAAAGAACUGCGCUGCUGCAUCGCAGACCUCGGGCUGGCUGUGACCCACUCGCAGGCCGACAACCUGCUGGACGUGGGCAACAAUCCCAAGGUCGGCACCAAGCGUUACAUGGCGCCCGAAGUGCUGGACGAGAGCAUCCAGACGGACUGCUUCGACGCCUAUAAGAGAGUGGACAUCUGGGCCUUCGGGUUGGUGCUGUGGGAGAUCGCAAGGCGCACAUACAGCAAUGGUAUUGUUGAGGAAUACAGGCCGCCGUUCUACGAUCAGGUGCCAAAUGACCCCAGCUUCGAGGACAUGAGGAAGGUGGUGUGUGUGGAGCAGCAGAGGCCUUUUAUUCCUAAUCGUUGGUUCUCUGACCCUACACUCUCUGCUCUAGUGAAACUGAUGAAGGAGUGUUGGUACCAGAACCCCUCUGCGAGGCUAACUGCACUGCGCAUCAAGAAAACCCUGGACAAGAUUCACAGCUCCCUGGAGAAGGGCAAGGAGUCCUGAGAGGAGCCUUUGGGCAAAGCUGCCUGCCGUCAGGCUGAGAGAAGAAUCCAGUGAAUGAAAGACUUGAAGUGUCAUCCGGCCUCAUCCCUCCACCUGCCCUCUCACUUUCUCUGUGGUUGCCUUCCAAUGACAUCCCUUUCUUACUUGAAGCCCACAGGCGUUUUGUUUGGACUUGUGCGGUCUGAAUGGAGUCGGCCUUUAUCACGGGACAGUAACCGGUUGCCAACGCGCACAUGGCGUGAACUGUAGACUGUUACCGAGCUGGAUGGUAUAUUGUAGUACUGUAUCCAAAUGCUUUAAUACCCAUGCAAGACCGCUCUCUUAGAAUUCAACAUUUGUUCCCCAGCCGGUGUUUUUGGGCAUGUGUUUGUGGCAUUCUGCUCAGAGACAAUCAAGUGUUUCACUCAUUUAGCUUUAAUAGAACGUGAUAAGUAUCGCUACGAAGACUCAAACAAGCCACACAGAUAUGGUCACUUAAAGGAAAACAGCCAAUAGAAUCAAAUAUUUUGAACUUUUACAUUUUUUUUAUAUUUAUUAAAUGUCCACCAAUACCAAACACUGAUACUGCGUGAAAAGGAUUGUAUACAUAGGAAUUAACUCUACUGAACUCUGCACCCAUAUCGCCAUUGCAGCCCGUGAGAAAUACUGUGAGGGAAUCGAAAAGAGUAGAAAAUUGUUCCCAUUUUUUGUUGGAUAAAACACUAAAGAUGCACAAAGUACCUGCCAAUAGAUUUGUUGCAAUAUGAUGCGCCUGCCUGGUAAACUGUCAAAAGGCUGCAGCUCUUCUGUGCAAGCAGAGAGAAGCAGUCGCCUCCUCGUCUCACAUUGUACAAGCUUCCUGAAUGACAAGAAAACACUCCAAUCUUCACCUGGAAAGUGGCAUAUUCAAGAAUCUUUUUUUUUUUUUGUAAGUGGCCUCUGUGUGUGGUUACAAAUGAAUUUGUCAAUUGCUGGGUUUGUGUUUAAAAAAAAAUUACUUUGUCUUUUUAUAUGUAAUAAAACCGCACUGUUGCAUAGCGAUUAGCCA
Messenger RNA from Gasterosteus aculeatus aculeatus (three-spined stickleback), 2732 nucleotides. It is a transcript of the gene acvr1l, whose product is annotated as activin A receptor, type 1 like. Gene Ontology annotation, cellular component: BMP receptor complex; plasma membrane. Gene Ontology annotation, biological process: cellular response to growth factor stimulus; heart development; transforming growth factor beta receptor signaling pathway. Gene Ontology annotation, molecular function: ATP binding; transmembrane receptor protein serine/threonine kinase activity. The record is from RefSeq and is a predicted model, not a curated record. Lineage: Eukaryota; Metazoa; Chordata; Actinopteri; Perciformes; Gasterosteidae.